This is a messenger RNA of Caenorhabditis bovis, 534 nucleotides long. Lineage: Eukaryota; Metazoa; Nematoda; Chromadorea; Rhabditida; Rhabditidae. The record is from the annotation of a GenBank genome assembly.
AUGCUCAACAACAUUUACGGCUACAUUUUCGGAUCCGACGACUCGAACUCGUCGUCGGACGCCAGUUUCGAUGAGCCAGAGCAGGAGCCGUGCACGAUCAAUGGCAAACUGUGCGAAGACGAUUGGUUUUUGGUUGGAAAUGGUUACGCCGACGAUCGAAAUCGCGGUGUGUUCUCGCCGGUGUUGAUUCCGACGCCCGAACUUCGCGACAUCGAUGAGCUGUCGUUCUGCUCGGCGCGGCAUUCCGGCGAAACGACGCCGCCGACCGCCGAUCAAAUCAGGAGAGCCGAGGCGUUGCGAUUGGCGAAGGCGCGGAACGCGCAGCGGGCGCAUCUCGAAAAAAUGCUUUUCGAGGACACCCAAUCGUCUGGAAGCCUUUCAACAAGCGUGUACAAAAAAGGGAGUGGCUCGAAAGGUGUUCAACGCGUCGCGCAAGUCACCGACGGCAUAAAAGGCAAAUCGCGAUCGAAGAAGUCGUCCGGAAAACUGGCUUCCGGAAGAAACAAUGAUCGCAAAGUGAACAAUAUCAUUUAG